This is a messenger RNA of Thalassophryne amazonica, 3770 nucleotides long. It is a transcript of the gene ap3b1a, whose product is annotated as adaptor related protein complex 3 subunit beta 1a. NCBI's taxonomy places the organism in Eukaryota, Metazoa, Chordata, Actinopteri, Batrachoidiformes, Batrachoididae. Gene Ontology annotation, cellular component: clathrin adaptor complex; AP-3 adaptor complex; membrane coat. The record is from RefSeq and is a predicted model, not a curated record. Gene Ontology annotation, biological process: vesicle-mediated transport; intracellular protein transport; anterograde synaptic vesicle transport. Bases 267 to 3569 code for a protein of 1100 amino acids. The transcript is spliced from 27 exons.
CUGCUGCUUUUUUUUCUCUUCUCUCGUCUCUGGUUUUGACAGUUAUGAACCUGGAGAGCAAGGAAGCUGAAGACAUAUGAGAAGAAGACAACUUUUAAUAAAUCCAAGACACAGCCUGAAGGAAAGUAAUUUCCAGACCUCCUGUUCUCGCUUGUCAUUGGAAUUGCAGGCUGUUGGGCUUGCAGAAACUUAAAGGUGAACACAGAGGGGACUGUCUUGUCUGCAAAGCUGUCUGUGUCCUUUGACCACUCUGGAGUUCAACCAGCAUGGAUGGUGCUUUCUGUUCGUUGCGUGCGGAGGCAGUGGUAGCCAUGAAGGCGGCGAUGGCAUCUGCUGAGAGCCUCCAGCUCACUCUGAAGACUGAGCUCAGUCAGGAAGUACAGGCUCUCACCAAAACCAACAGUACCAAGGAGAGCGAGAGAACCCGGAAUGACGACCUUAAAGAGAUGCUGGAGAGCAACAAGGACUCCCUCAAACUGGAGGCCAUGAAAAGGAUCGUUGGGCUAAUUUCCAAAGGGAAGAAUGCAUCCGAACUGUUUCCUGCUGUUGUGAAGAAUGUCGCCAGCAAGAAUAUAGAGCUGAAGAAGCUUGUGUACGUGUACCUGGUGAGAUAUGCAGAGGAGCAGCAGGACUUGGCCUUGCUCUCCAUCAGCACCUUCCAGCGUGCCCUCAAGGACCCAAACCAGUUCAUCCGGGCCAGUGCGCUGAGGGUUUUGUCCAGUAUCCGGGUCCCCAUAAUUGUCCCCAUCAUGAUGUUGGCCAUCAAGGAGGCUGCAGCUGACUUGUCCCCCUAUGUCAGGAAGACAUCUGCUCAUGCUAUCCAAAAGCUUUUUAGCCUAGAUCCAGACCAGAAGGAGCAGCUGAUCGAAGUGAUCGAGAAACUAUUGAAAGACAAAAGCACACUGGUUGCAGGCAGCGUGGUCAUGGCUUUUGAGGAAGUGUGUCCUGAUCGCAUUGACCUGAUCCAUAAGAACUACAGAAAGCUGUGUAAUCUGCUGGUGGACGUGGAGGAGUGGGGCCAAGUGGUCAUCAUCUCCAUGCUGACACGCUAUGCCAGGACACAGUUCACCAGUCCGUGGAAGGAGGGUGCUGUGUUUGACGAGAAUAAUAUGAAGACUUUUUAUGAUUCUGGAGAGGAUGAAAAAGGCCAGAUGGAGGAGAAAUCUUACAUGAUGGAUCCAGACCACAGACUGCUGUUGAAGAACACCAAACCUCUGCUCCAGAGCAGGAACACUGCUGUGGUGAUGUCUGUCGCUCAGCUCUACUGGCAUUUGGCACCCAAGCAUGAAGUCAACAUAGUCACCAAGUCGCUGGUUCGACUACUGAGAAGCCACAGAGAGGUGCAGUACAUUGUUCUCCAGAAUAUAGCCACUAUGUCCAUUCAGAGAAAGGGAAUGUUUGAGCCCUUCAUGAAGAGUUUCUAUGUGAGAUCCACAGAUGCCACACAUAUCAAAACCCUGAAGCUGGACAUCCUAACCAACCUGGCCAAUGAAGCCAACAUUUCCACCAUUUUGAGAGAAUUUCAGACUUAUGUGAAGAGCCAGGACAAGGCGUUUGCAGCAGCCACCAUUCAGGCUAUUGGCAGAUGUGCUACAAACAUCUCUGAAGUAACAGACACGUGUCUCAAUGGUCUGGUGCUGCUGCUUUCCAACAGAGAUGAAACUGUGGUGGCCGAGAGCGUUGUGGUGAUCAAGAAGCUCCUUCAGACCCAGCCGACCCAGCACAGUGACAUCAUCAAACACAUGGCCAAGCUUUUUGACAGCAUCACUGUUCCUAUGGCCCGAGCCAGCAUCCUGUGGCUGAUAGGGGAGUACUGCGAGAGGGUACCAAAAAUAGCCCCAGAUGUUCUCCGUAAGAUGGCAAAGACGUUCACAGUGGAGGAGGACAUUGUUAAGUUGCAAACAGUCAACCUAGCAGCCAAACUUUACCUGACUAACUCCAAGCAGACUAAGCUGUUGACCCAGUACAUCUUGAACCUCGCAAAAUAUGACCAAAACUACGAUAUCAGAGACCGAACACGCUUCAUAAGGCAGCUGAUCGUGCCCAACGAGAAGAGCGGAGCGCUUAACAAGUACGCUCGACGCAUCCUUUUGGCCCCCAAACCGGCCCCUAUCCUCGAGUCCACCUUCAAAGAUCGAGACCGUUUUCAACUCGGCACUCUCUCCCACAGUCUCAACAUUAAAGUGACCGGAUACCAGGAGCUGUCAGACUGGCCAGCCGUUGCUCCUGACCAGUCUGUGAGGAACAUGGAGGUCAUUGAGCCAGUGAAAGAGUGGUUACCAUUAGUGGGAAAGGCCAAACCAUCCAAAUCUGAUAGGUUCUACUCCGAUGAAGAAGAUGAGGACGAGAAAGGAACUGAGAGCAGCAGUAGUGAAGACAGCAGCAGCAGUGAAGAGUCCAGCAGUGAGAACGACAAGGACAGUGGUCAAGAGUCUGACAAGAGCUCCAGUCAGUCUAAAAAUAGCUCCAGUGAGUCUGACAAGAGCUCCAGCGGAUCGGAAGAGAAAAAGAAGAAAAACACAAAGAAGGUGUCGAAGAAAGGCAAACUAGCUGUGACUGACAGUGACUCCGAUGAAAAUGUGAACGGUCCUAUAUCCCAAGCUAGCAGCUCUUCAGAAGAAAGCUCCUCUGAGUCGGAGACGGAUUCAGAGGAUGAAUCUGAUUCAGAUUCCCACUCGGCAGCAAAGAAGAGUCAAGUGAAGUCGAAACCCAAGGUGGAGGUGAAGCCCAAGAAGGAAGUCUCUUUACUGGAUCUAGAUGACUUUUCUCCUGCACCCUUGACGGCACCAAAGUCUGUCCUCUCUCCCAGCUUGUUGUCUGACCUCAAAGACCUUUCACUCUCCAACAUCUCCACCACCGUGCAGGUCAGCACUCCAACCUUUGGUCCCAUGAUAACCCAGGAGCUGCUUCACCAUAUGACAGGAAAAGGUCUGUCAGCCAAGUACCAUUUCCCCAGGCAGCCAUGUUUGUUCCAGUCUAGUAUGGUGGCAGUACAGGUCACACUGACCAACAAGUCAGACCACACCCUGGAGGAGAUCCAUAUAGGAGACCACAGCCCCGCAAGCCUUAACAUACACUGCUUUAACACCAUUGAGCGUCUGGAGCCAGAGGCCUCGGUGACUGUUUCCAUGGGUAUUGACUUCAGCGACUCGACACAAGCGGCCAACUUCCAGUUGUGUACGAAGGAGGAUCAGUUUAGUGUGGCGAUCCAGCCGGCUGUAGGAGAACUGUUGAUGCCCAGUACACUGACAGAACAGGACUUCUGCAAGGAGCAAGGUAAGCUCCAGGGCAUGAAUGAGACCUCAGCCACCAUCACCAUGGCCACGCAAAACGCCAGAGGUCAGGCCAUCAACAAGCAGGUCCUGUCUGUGGCCAAUGUGGGAGUGGUUUCAUCCAGUCACAACAAAAUCCACAGGUUUGCCGGGCGGACAGUCAGCAGUGGAGCUCUGGUCCUGGUGUCUCUGGAACAGAAGGAGUCUUCUGCGGCACUGCUUACCAUCAACACAGAGAAGAGCGUCAUGGCUUCCAUGUUGCUCCGAGACCUCAAACAUGCCCUUGCUCAGGCAUAGUGCCCCUUUCUCCCCAACAUUCAAAUUCUUUAGGAAACAUCUAGGGGGCUAUCGUUCAGUGAAAGAAUUCCUGGAUUUAAUUUUCAUAAUUUAGGACAUUUUGAGUACUAUGUGGAAAAACAUGGCACUUUUAUUGAGAAACUAAAGAAGUCUGGUUGGAACUCAUCACAUAUGAAGAGAAAAUGUGAAAACCACAUGUUC